GGGCGGGCGCGGCGGCGGCAGCGCGGAGCGGAGCCGAGGUGCCACGAUGACGGCGAACGGAACGGCGGAGCCGGUGCAGAUCCAGUUCGGGCUGAUCAACUGCGGCAACAAGUACCUGACGGCGGAGGCGUUCGGCUUCAAGGUGAACGCGUCGGCCGCCAGCAUGAAGAAGAAGCAGAUCUGGACGCUGGAGCAGGACGGGGAGGACUCCAGCGCGGUGCUGCUCAAGAGCCACCUGGGCCGCUACCUGGCAGCCGACAAGGACGGCCGCGUGAGCUGCGACAGCGAGGAGCCGGGCCCCGACUGCCGCUUCCUGGUGGUGGCCCACGGCGACGGGCGGUGGUCGCUGCAGUCCGAACCGCACCGCCGCUUCUUCGGCGGCACCGAGGACCGCCUCUCGUGCUUCGCCCCGUCCGUGUCCCCCGCCGAGAAGUGGAGCGUGCACCUGGCCAUGCACCCCCAGGCCAACCUCUACAGCCUGGCCCGCAAGCGCUACGCGCACCUGGGGCCGCGCCGCGACGAGCUGGCCGUGGACCGCGACGUGCCGUGGGGCGUGGACGCGCUCAUCACGCUGCUCUUCGUGGAGCAGCGCUACAGCCUGCAGAGCUGCGACCACCGCCUGCUGCGGGCCGACGGCCGCCUGGUGCCCUCCGCCGAGCCCGGCACCGCCUUCACGCUGGAGUUCCGCUGCGGGAAAGUGGCGUUCCGCGACGGGGAGGGCCGCUACCUGGCGCCGUCGGGGCCCAGCGGGACGCUGAAGGCGGGGAAGAGCAGUAAGGUGGGGAAGGAUGAGCUGUUCGCGCUGGAGCAGAGCUGCCCGCAGGUCGUGCUGCGCGCUGGGAACGACCGGAACGUGUCCACCCGGCAAGGGAUGGACCUGUCGGCCAACCAGGAUGAGGAGGGCGACCAGGAGACCUACCAGCUGGAGAUCAACAAGGACACCAAGAAAUGCGCCUUCCGCACCUACACGGGCAAGUACUGGACCCUCACCUCCAACGGGGGCAUCCAGUCCACCGCCUCCACAAAGAACGCCAGCUGCUACUUCGACAUUGAGUGGUGCGACAAGCGCAUCACCCUGCGGGCCGCCAACGGCAAGUACGUGACGGCAAAGAAGAACGGGCAGCUGGCAGCCUCCAUGGAGACAGCAGGUGAGACGGAGCACUUUGUGAUGAAGCUGAUCAACAGACCCAUCAUCGUGCUGCGCGGAGAGCACGGCUUCAUCGGCUGCCGGAAGGUGACCGGCACCCUGGACUCCAACCGCUCCUCCUACGACGUCUUCCAGUUGGAGUUCAACGAUGGAGCCUACAACAUCAAGGAUGCCACUGGGAAGUACUGGAUGGUGGGCAGCGAGUCGUCCGUCACCAGCAGCAGCGAUACGCCCGUGGACUUCUUUUUUGAGUUCUGCGACUAUAACAAAGUGGCCAUCAAAAUCAAUGGCAAAUACCUGAAGGGUGACCACGCCGGGGUCCUCAAAGCAUCCGCCGAUGCCAUCGACGCCUCCACCCUCUGGGAAUAUUAAUGCACUUUAGCGUACCUCCCAUUGCCAACCUCUCUUUCCCCUGUCCGUUUUGUUUUGUUGGGUUCUUUUUGUUGGUUUUUCUUUUCUUUUUUUUUUUUUUUUUU
This is a messenger RNA of Numida meleagris (helmeted guineafowl), 1623 nucleotides long. It is a transcript of the gene FSCN1, whose product is annotated as fascin actin-bundling protein 1. Gene Ontology annotation, biological process: establishment or maintenance of cell polarity; cell migration; actin filament bundle assembly. Gene Ontology annotation, cellular component: ruffle; actin cytoskeleton; lamellipodium. The transcript has 5 exons. Lineage: Eukaryota; Metazoa; Chordata; Aves; Galliformes; Numididae. Gene Ontology annotation, molecular function: actin filament binding; protein-macromolecule adaptor activity. The record is from RefSeq and is a predicted model, not a curated record. The coding region runs from base 47 to 1519 and encodes 490 amino acids.